Messenger RNA from Benincasa hispida (wax gourd), 952 nucleotides. RefSeq names its product jasmonate-zim-domain protein 10 (gene JAZ10). Gene Ontology annotation, cellular component: nucleus. The record is from RefSeq and is a predicted model, not a curated record. NCBI's taxonomy places the organism in Eukaryota, Viridiplantae, Streptophyta, Magnoliopsida, Cucurbitales, Cucurbitaceae. Gene Ontology annotation, biological process: regulation of defense response; response to wounding; regulation of jasmonic acid mediated signaling pathway.
CUUUCUCUUAUUUAUUUAAUCCCCCAAUAUUCCCUCUCUCUUCAACUCUCUUUUCUGUUUUUCCCCCAAACCAUAAACUAACAAAUUCCCUCUUCUUCUUCGUCCUCAAUCCUCCUUCAUUCUCCCGCCAUGGCUAGGGCUACUGUCGAGCUUGAUUUCUUCGGCCUCGAGAAGGACACUUCCUCCAAGUCUCAGUUUCACACUCUUCACCGCAAGAGAAGCUUUCGAGGCAUUCACAGCGCCAUUUCCAAGAUCAAUCCCGAGCUUCUCAAAUCUGUCAUCGGCUCUGCCUCCAUUUCUCUGCCUCCCAGUCCCAAGGCCGCCGCUAACCACAACAUCCUCUCACCUUUGCCUCUCUAUACGCCUCUCUUCAGGCCGACUAGUUCUGAAUCGCUUCAACAUACGUCUCCGAUGACUAUCUUCUACAACGGAACUGUCGCCGUUUUUGACGUUCCUCGUGAUAAGGCUGAGAACAUUCUGAAACUUGUUGCGGAAGGAAAAGCAGAAGCUAAUCCUACGGUUGCAAAUCCAUCCACCGACCACCAGCAACAGUUGCUUGCAUCUCUUAACGGAGAUCUUCCCAUUGCAAGGAAGAAGUCGCUUCAGAGAUUCUUGGAGAAGCGUAAGGAGAGGUUGACAACGGCUUCACCAUAUGCAUUCCCCUGCCCCCACCUAACUUAAUAAGAUGGAGAAGAUCAACAUUACGCGUUUUCUGACACAGACAAAUCCCUCUUUUGCUUUUAGUUAAGAAUUAUUCAAAAGGAUAUAUAUAGACAUAUAUAAUCUUAUUUUUAUGCCUUCCUUUUGUAUAGCAAUAGGCCCAUAGGGCCACAUAAUGUUAUAGCAACUUACUGGUAUUGGGGGUAGAGUUCGACUUGGAUUGAUAAUCCCUGUUGUUUUAUUUUUAUUUUUUUUUUAAUUUUAUGCUACCUGACUUGACUUUUUUUUUUUU